Molecule: messenger RNA, 1792 nt
Organism: Limulus polyphemus (Atlantic horseshoe crab)
Lineage: Eukaryota; Metazoa; Arthropoda; Merostomata; Xiphosura; Limulidae
Product: glutaminase kidney isoform, mitochondrial-like
Exons: 11
Biological process (GO): L-glutamine catabolic process
Molecular function (GO): glutaminase activity
Source: RefSeq, a predicted model, not a curated record
GUUGCCUAUGACGCUAUCGCUACAGUACAAGUCGUUUGAUUACUGCCGAAGUUGUUUUGCGACAUAAAAAAGGGGGAACUACUUAAAAGAAGUGCCUUUUACUGUAUGAGUAUCACUAACUUUCGCUGAACAGUAACAUUUAGUCUGUCUUAAUACCGUCGCCGAAAAUACUGUCUUUUGAAAGAGUUUAUAAUCAAGUAUCGGUGCCGGUAGCCUAAAUUAUUAGAUGUGUAUCAUAAGCUGUCGUCUGGUGACUUCAACGCAACGCAUUUUGUUGUGGGGAUUCUCGAACAAUGCAUAUACGCGAAUACCGUUGAUUUUAGACUACGUUUCGAAAGUCGCCAUAAGAUACUCAUCAAAUAAACUGUACAGAUGUUACGGGUUAAAUACUUUGAGUUCAUGUAAUAUUAAGCCUGAAACCAGAUCCUUUCUGCCAGCAUGGUUUCACACGUCUACUACAACAAGUUUGUCGCAUGCAGACCGGAUUUUUAUGCCAGUGGAAGAGUUUAUUCGCGCAAAAGAGGAGAAACAAAUUGGAGAAAAUAAUAAUCAGGAUGAAAACAAUAAAUCAAAUAAUCGUGUUAGUGAACGAGUGUCUAGUGAGAGUACCGAAGAUAGACAGAAGAACGUAGAAGAUGUUUUGUUCGAAAUGUUUCAAGACACCAACGAGAAAGUUUCCGUGGCCAAGUUUUUAACUGCCCUAUCUGCUACUGGUUUGAGAAAAGGAGAUCCUCGGUUGAAAGAGAUGAUGACCCAACUACGAACUGUCCACAAACAGACUCCUGAUGUGGGUUCACCAGAAGCUCUCUACUUAGACAAGGCCACAUUUAAAAAAGUGGUUCGGGAAAACAUUGUCCUGAUCAGUCGAGCAUUCCGCCACCAUUUUGUAAUUCCCGACUUCCAAGACUUCAUCAAAAUCAUCAAAGAUUUUUACUGGAAGUGUAAAGUUAAUACUAGAGGGAAGAUUGCAGAUUACAUUCCACAGUUAGCAAAGUACAAACCAGACUACUGGGGAGUCUCUCUUUGUACAAUAGAUGGACAGAGGUAUUCUGUUGGAGAUACCGAGGAGCCAUUUACUAUCCAGUCUUCAGGAAAACCUCUUAACUAUGGCAUAGCUCUAAGUGAGCUCGGUUCCGACAUCGUACACCAGUACAUUGGCCAGGAACCUAGUGGUCGCAUGUUUAAUGAACUGGUGCUGGACUAUGACAGUAAGUUAGUGUCAGUUCAUGCUUUGUGUGUAUGUUUUAGGUCAAAUCUUGGCCAACAAAAUGCACCUGAGAUGAGAGUGUCAGAGAAAUUUGACUGGAUAACACAAUAUUACAAAGCUCUGGCAGGAGGUGAAUACCUAGGCUUUAAUAAUGCCACAUUUCUCUCUGAGCGAGAAGCAGCUGAUAGGAACUACGCCAUAGGAUUUUACAUGAAAGAGAAUAAAUGUUUCCCUGAAAAAGGAACUUUGAAAGAAAUUAUGGACUUUUACUUCCAGGUGUGUUCUUUGGAGGUAAAUUGUGAAACCAUUAGUGUUAUGGCUGCCACUCUUGCUAAUGGGGGAAUCUGUCCAAUCACUGGCCAGCAAGUAAUAGACAGCCAUGCCGCCCGGGACGUCCUUUCUUUGAUGCAUUCUUGUGGAAUGUAUGACUACUCUGGCCAGUUUGCCUUUAAGGUGGGGCUACCAGCAAAGUCAGGUGUAUCAGGGUGUACCAUGGUUGUGGUUCCUAAUGUUAUGGGCAUCUGUCUGUGGUCACCACCUCUUGAUGCUUAUGGUAAUUCAGUACGUGGAGUCCAGUUCUGUGAG